Liolophura sinensis is the source of this 1986-nucleotide messenger RNA. RefSeq lists its product as uncharacterized. Gene Ontology annotation, biological process: cGMP biosynthetic process; receptor guanylyl cyclase signaling pathway; intracellular signal transduction. Gene Ontology annotation, cellular component: plasma membrane. Bases 1 to 1986 code for a protein of 661 amino acids. The record is from RefSeq and is a predicted model, not a curated record. The transcript has 9 exons. Gene Ontology annotation, molecular function: adenylate cyclase activity; peptide receptor activity; guanylate cyclase activity. Lineage: Eukaryota; Metazoa; Mollusca; Polyplacophora; Chitonida; Chitonidae.
AUGUGGCGAGUUACAAAAACCAAGGUGGCCCCUGCCCGUGUGUCCCCGAACAUGCCCUCCUCCGUCAUGACCUCUGAGAUCAGUCUCUCCCCUUCCCAGCUAGACGCGGCCAUCAUGGAAAUGUUACAAAUCCGAGCUGGCGGUGAGAGCGGACUCGCGGCGGCCUGUAAAGGCAACCCCAUCACAGACUCCGGCAAACGGAAACAAAUGUGUCGUGUCUUUUCCGUGGUGUGCGUUCCGAUUGCGAUCUUAAUCGGCAUGACAGCCAACAUGUUCGGGUCCACACUGCAGGGUUACCUGGAUGCCACAUCGAUACGUGACGGUCUCCGAUUCAGCACCCAGCUCGGAACGCUCAUUCACCAGUUGCAGAAGGAACGCGACCAGAGCGCGCUAUAUCUUAGCGCAAUUGGACCGGAAACGAAACUCAAGCUGCUAAAAGCGUAUACAACGACUGACAUAACACUGGAGCAAUUGGACCAAUGGCCCAAAGCCGACAACAACAACCUCAAACAAUUCGAGAAGAAGGAAAUGUUUCAGGUGUUUCUGAAUCAGCACCGCUAUCGGUUGGACAACCUCAACCAAUCAGUGACAGAAGAGCUUCAUCAUUACACCAACAACAUCCUUGUUUUCAUAAACUGGCUGUACGACUCGAUCUCAGAGGCGCGUUCAGGGACUGUCUGGAGAAGUUUGGUGGCUUUCUUAGAAAUCACGGACGCCAAGGAAUCUCUGGGACUGGAACGCGCCCUUGGUGCCAUCUGCUUGGCUCGUGGCGGCUUCCCCACGUUUGACGACUACUUAUGGUUCGCUGAGAGUCAAGACGUCGCUAACGCCUCCUUCUCUUCAGCUAGACUUUUCUCCAAUAUCGCAGCCGACAUCUUCGACACUCUUGUGGAGAACAACAAGUCAUUUCUCACAGAUCUGAAUGAUCAGAGACUUGACCUUCGCCUGAACAUCUUGGACAGGAACGCGUCUAUACAAGAGGCUGAGAACUGGUUCGACAAGAUGUCAGUCUACCAGGAUGUUCUUCUGGAAACACAGAAGGCUCUGAUGGAUAAAAUCAUUGCGAAGCUAGAUGAGAGCGACGAAGAAGAUCUCACCAAGAUGAUUAUUAUCGCCGUGGUUUUUGGAUUAGUUCUUAUGAUGUGUCCUCUCAUCUUGCACAGAGUCUACUCUUUGACCACCGAGAUGCAAUGUUUCUCCGUUUCCCUAGCUGACAGGACAAAGGCUCUGAAGAAGGAGCAAAAGCGGACAAAUUCUUUGUUGUACCAGAUGCUUCCGAAAUCUGUGGCUGAGCAGCUGAAGAAGAACGAACAAGUGACCGCCGAGACGUUUGAGGAAGUCACCAUCUUUUUCUCGGACAUCGUUGGCUUCACGUCUCUCUCGGCUCGGUGCUCUCCCGUCCAAGUGGUUAACAUGCUGAACAGCCUGUACACGCUGUUUGACGACAGGAUCGACCAGUACGACGUGUACAAGGUGGAGACCAUCGGGGACGCUUACAUGGUAACCUCUGGUUUGCCCCGAAGGAACGGCAAACGUCACGCCGCCGAGAUCGGAUCGAUGGCCCUGGACCUGGUGGACAACAUCACCAGCAUAGAGAUCCCCCACCUGCCGGGAACACACUUCAAGCUCCGCGUCGGUCUUCACACAGGUCCAGUCGUUGCUGGCAUCGUUGGGUAUAAGAUGCCGAGAUAUUGCCUGUUUGGAGAAAGCGUCACUAUUGCCUCCCGCAUGGAAUCUCUGGGUGAAGCCAUGAAGAUUCACGUUUCCCAGCCUACCUUUGACGUUCUGCGGGAACUCGGGGGUUUCGAACUGGAGCUACGGGAAAAUGACGUCAUCGUUAGGGAUCGGGCACUGGCCGUAUCUCUGAAGGGAAAUCUGAGAACUUUCUGGCUUGUAGGACGAGUGGGGAUGGUCCGAAAACCCAAGGCUGCUACAUCGUCAGUGUCGGACCUUUCUGAAGAGGACGACAAUUUAGGUCAAGAGUAA